UCUUUAAUAACACUGCUGCCAUUGGUGGAGGCUCCGCUGUCCCCUUGGGUGUAAUACCUCGAUCUCCGCUCCCUAUUGGCUGAAGGAGAAACUGUGGCCGGGCGCCAAAAGUGGCAAGAUCCCUGCCAUUGAAAAUUCAGCUGCUGAAGAACGCAUUCUUUCAUGCUUAGAUGAGUUGAAUGUUUAGCACCAAACUUCCACAAAACCAUCAGCCUCUGAAAGUUCCCUUUCAGGUUACAUUUCAGCCUGGGCAGUGUGUUAUAAGCCAUUCCCCGGACAACAUGAAUGAAGGGGCCAGCUCUGGAGGAGAGAAACAGGAGCUGAAAUUCAAGAGAGUGAUCUUGCAGGACCAGAACAAGCCAGAAAAUAUGAUCCAAAGGCAACAGGUGAUCCGGCUUACCUAUUUGAUUACAGCCAUGGACCUGACCUGCUUGUUCAUGCAGAUUGGGAUCAUUCCAUACUUGGCGAAGAGCCUGGGAUUGGAUUCAGUUGAAUUUGGCUACCUCCAGACAACCUUUGGCGUUCUACAACUUCUGGGAGGUCCUAUUUUUGGAAGGUUUGCUGACCAGUUUGGCACCCGAGCUGCAUUAACUCUUUCAUAUCUCUCUGGAUCUGCCUUCUUUCUGCUACUGUCCAUCUCCACCAGCGUCCCACUUCUCUUCCUGUCCAGAAUUCCAUCCGUGUUUAUGCAUGGGCUACCAGGUGCUCAGAUGGUCAUUACGGAUCUGACUACUCCUGCUGAGCGUGCAGAUGCAUUAGGGAAGCUUGGACUUUGCUUUGGAGUAGGAGUAAUCAUUGGAUCAUCCCUGGGUGGGACACUCAGCACAAAAUUUGGCACAUACUUUCCGUCGUAUCUUGCGGUAGUGGCAAGUCUCAUAAGUGCAAUGAUAGUUAUGACCUGUAUCCCUGCUCACACCAAACCAAAGUCAGAAGGACAAGCUACGCAGCAGCGCACAUCACAGUCCAGUGUGUUUAGUCUCAAAGAAAUCCUACGCCUGCUGAAGCUUCCGGGAGUAAAGGAAGUGUUCUUAAUCAAGGUCUUUUCCGGACUCCCUACAGGUUUGUUCCUGGUUAUGUUUUCCAUCAUCUCUAUGAAUUUCUUUGGGCUGGAGGCAGCACAGACUGGAUAUCUGAUGUCAUAUUUUGGUGUUCUUCAAAUGGUUGUUCAGGGUCUGGUAAUUGGAAGACUAACUAGUCGCUUUACAGAGAGGACCCUGAUCAUGUUGAGUGUCUUAGUCUUCAGUGGAGUGGGCCUUGCUAUGGCGCUGAUGACCAACGUGUUCCAUUAUUGCAUCAUUGCUCUCCCCAUGGUAUUUGCACUCUGCACUAUGGGCAUCAUUACGGACAGCAUUCUCACCAAGUCCGUCCCUCCUUCUGACACUGGUGCCAUGCUUGGGAUAUGUGCAUCUGUUCCUCCCCUGACACGGACAGUGGGCCCAACACUAGGUGGAAUUUUGUACAAGAUGUUUGGAGUCUCAGCCUUUGGUUAUUUGCAACUGGUUGUCAAUAUAGCUCUGUUUUUGUAUAUUUUUAAGAAUAAAGUACCCCAGAAUGAGGAGAAAGUUCAGUAAUCCAGGCUACGUGUAAAUCUACUUUAUCCACAAAAACUAAAAUGUGCAAUGUUUAUAUAUCAGGACUUUUACCUCUAUCACCCCAGAUUGAAAAUAAAAGUAGCUUUAAGCCAA
Molecule: messenger RNA, 1685 nt
Organism: Chrysemys picta bellii (western painted turtle)
Lineage: Eukaryota; Metazoa; Chordata; Testudines; Emydidae
Gene: SLC67A1
Product: solute carrier family 22 member 18
Biological process (GO): transmembrane transport
Cellular component (GO): nuclear envelope
Molecular function (GO): transmembrane transporter activity
Source: RefSeq, a predicted model, not a curated record